Paraglomus occultum is the source of this 264-nucleotide messenger RNA. The record is from the annotation of a GenBank genome assembly. NCBI's taxonomy places the organism in Eukaryota, Fungi, Glomeromycota, Glomeromycetes, Paraglomerales, Paraglomeraceae.
AUGUCUAAAUCACGUGACGAAGGCGCACCGGCGUAUAAAGACCCGUUAUCUUUGAGGAACGCAUCAUAUCACCGUGGAAAGAAAUCUGAUGUAUUUAGCCUUGGAGUCAUACUUUGGGAGGUAUCGAGUGGGAAAGUUCCAUGCGGCGGACGUACUAAACCUCAUGAAAUCGUUGUGUGUAGAUUUGACGGAUAUCGUGAUCCGCCAUUUCCUGGAACACCGGAAGAAUAUAUUAAUCUGUAUUCAGAAUGUUGGCACGAAGAC